GUAGUUUUAGGCUAUCAUUUGUACAAAUUAAAACUAAAAAUAAUAACAAUAAUGAAGGACGCGUCAACUAGUGAAGAUGAUUCCAAUCUACUUGUACUCAUCAUUGACACUAAUCCCUUUGUCUGGGCUGAAUCUGCAAAGGCAACUGUGCCACUAUCCCUUGAUGAUGCUCUACGACAGAUCUUAAUCUUUAUCAAUGCUCAUCUUGCUUUAAAAUACAAUAAUAAAGUGACAGUAAUCGCAAGUCAUGUUGGACACAGUAAAUUUCUUUAUCCACUUCCGAAUGAAGAAACUGUUCAAAUCAAAAGCAAUAAUGGCAGUCGACGAAAUGCCAACAUGUAUCCCAAUUUUCAAUUUGUGACAGACCAGAUUGUCAGUAGUUUACAAGAACUAUUUGCAAAUACCGAUCCAUCAUCUCUUCAAGAAGGUCCAGGAACCUCAUCAAUGGUGACUGGUGCAUUCUCAAUGGCACUCUGUUACAUCCAUCGUAUCACAAAACAGGAUGAACUUGGUCACAUCAAGCCGCGUAUUCUCAUAUUAUCAGUUUCACCUGAUUCAGCAUCUCAAUAUAUUCCAUUAAUGAAUUGUAUUUUCUCAGCCCAAAAAGCAAGUAUUCCUGUGGAUGUGUGCAAGAUUUACGGAGAAGAAACUGCAUUCCUUCAACAGGCUUCCAAUAUCACUGGAGGUGUUUAUGUGAAAGUAGACAAUAGUCAGGCAUUGUUACAAUAUCUAAUGUUUGCUUUCUUACCUGAAAGAUAUGCACGAAACUAUCUAAACUUACCCAACCAAGAUCAAGUGGAUUUCAGAGCUGCCUGCUUUUGUCACAAGAAAAUUGUUGAUAUUGGUUAUGUAUGUUCUGUAUGCUUAUCAAUCUUUUGUUCUUGGUCCCCAGUCUGCUCAACAUGCAAAACCAAAUUUGCAUUUAGACCCAUGCUUCCACCUGCUGGAAAUCGGCCUAAAAUUGGAGGACCCAUUCGAGGCUCUCCUGCUCCCAAUUAAAAUAAAUAAAUAAGUAACCAUAGUAAUUAUAGUAAUAGUGUCUUUCGAGACAAUAAGAUCGAAAUAUGUAUCUUUGAUGAUAUUAAGUGUAAAUAAAGGAAAUAAAAUAAAAUAAUAUAUUGUUAUUAUUAUC
Molecule: messenger RNA, 1132 nt
Organism: Phycomyces blakesleeanus NRRL 1555(-)
Lineage: Eukaryota; Fungi; Mucoromycota; Mucoromycetes; Mucorales; Phycomycetaceae
Exons: 9
Coding region: 52-999 (315 amino acids)
Biological process (GO): regulation of DNA-templated transcription; nucleotide-excision repair
Cellular component (GO): transcription factor TFIIH core complex; transcription factor TFIIH holo complex
Source: RefSeq, a predicted model, not a curated record